This is a messenger RNA of Hibiscus syriacus, 1411 nucleotides long. Its product is annotated as zinc finger protein WIP3-like. Gene Ontology annotation, biological process: regulation of gene expression; anatomical structure development. The transcript is spliced from 2 exons. Gene Ontology annotation, cellular component: nucleus. The coding region runs from base 134 to 1114 and encodes 326 amino acids. The record is from RefSeq and is a predicted model, not a curated record. Lineage: Eukaryota; Viridiplantae; Streptophyta; Magnoliopsida; Malvales; Malvaceae. Gene Ontology annotation, molecular function: DNA-binding transcription factor activity.
UCAAACAAAUGAAAAAGGUGGAGAAAAGAUAAAAGGGGAAAGGAAGAAAAGAAAAGGACUGUAAUUUGUCCUAAAAGACAAACCAAACCAGCUGCUAUAUUUUUCAAGGCUCAAGGCCUUUCCCCACAUAAAGAUGAAGAUGGAUUUUAGGAGCUACCAUGUUGAGGAAUUCCAAGCUCCUACUUUCAUUGAAUGGCUCAAGCCAUCUUCCUCUCCUAGUACUCCUCCUCCUUCAUCACUAUCAUCUUCUUCUUCAUCGUCUUCAUCGUCGUUGAAUGGUAAGCGAGUUCAAUUUAUGAACACGAUGGCUAUCUUGAUACAAGAUGAUGAGCAGCAUGGGAAGGAAACUGUUCAAUGCCUGCCUCUUUUAAGCAGGAUGACAGAGAACAAAUCAUUGAAAGAGAAUAUUGUUAAAGAAGAAAAGAUGGAGAAAGUUGCAGUUUCUUUGCACAUUGGGUUGCCUAACAGUAGUGCAACAGAUCAUGAAGAUAAUUGUAAUCCAGUCGUUGAAAACAAGAUUUUUAAGGAGGAUGUAGAAGAAGAAGCCAUCAAGAAAAGCUUCAGCUUCCAUGGAUGUUCUUUCAACAAAGAGAGUAGGUUUUGGAUCCCAACACCAGCACAGAUUCUCGUUGGCCCCAUGCAGUUUGCUUGUUCCAUAUGUAGCAAGACUUUCAAUAGGUACAAUAACAUGCAGAUGCAUAUGUGGGGGCAUGGAUCUGAAUACAGGAAAGGGCCAGAUUCACUUAAAGGAACACAACCAGCCGCAAUGCUGAGGCUGCCAUGCUAUUGCUGUGCUCAAGGCUGCAAGAACAACAUCAACCACCCACGAGCCAGGCCAUUGAAAGACUUUAGGACACUUCAGACUCACUACAAAAGGAAACACGGAGCAAAGCCCUUCGUGUGUCGGAAAUGCGGCAAGCCGUUUGCCGUCAAAGGCGAUUGGAGAACCCACGAGAAGAACUGCGGCAAGCUCUGGUAUUGCACCUGUGGCUCCGAUUUCAAACACAAACGGUCCUUGAAAGAUCACAUUAGGUCUUUCGGAAAGGGCCAUUCUCCUCACCCUUGGCUCGACAAGGAAUGCACCACGGGCUCCGAAGAUGAACUCACUCACUAGGCCGUUCCAUUUCCAAAUACACUUUAACUUGCGCACGUGUUUCUGAAUUAGGUAUCGCUUUCUUACAUGCUUCGUGAUCGGGAAUAACAAGGAAAAGAAAAGGGUUACCUCGAGUGGUGAAGUAGAUGAAUUUUCUUCUCUUCCAUGGAGAUUUGAAACAAGUUUGGGUUAUUUUUCUAAGGGAGAAAAUUUAUCAGCUUCAUUGCUAACUGGUAAUCUUUUACUAAUAGGACGGGGAUUUGUAUUGUUUUCCAGACAUUGAAAAAUGAUCUGAUAUGUCUUUACGUGUCUUGGCUA